AUGGCCUCUCCUAACAGGCUACUCCUGAACACCCUCCAUUGGCUCUCCCUCAGUAGAGGUCCCGCUUCGACCGGGCAUUCAACGGAACUCAUCACGGAGGAUGCGUACUUCUACGGUCAGUCUCCUCCUGUCUACCCAUCUCCAAAGAUGGAUGGAAGAGGAUACUGGAGUGAUGCGCAUCGUCAAGCCGUCAAAUUUGUUUCUCAAUUGACCCUCGAAGAAAAAGUCAGCUUGACUGCGGGAUAUCCAUCCGGAACGGGUUGUAGUGGAUUCUUGAACCCCAUUGAUCGUCUGAAUUUCCCCGGAAUCUGCGUAUCAGAUGCUGGCAAUGGCCUGCGAGGUACCGAGCUCGUCUCCUCGUGGCCUGGAGGCAUCCACGUCGGCGCUUCGUGGAAUCGGGAACUGGCAUACGAUAGAGGAGAAGGGAUGGGCGGAGAAUACCAGAAGAAGGGCGUCAACAUGAUGCUUGGGCCGGUCGUGGGACCCAUUGGACGAGUUGUCCAGGGUGGAAGAGUCUGGGAGGGCUUUGGGACGGACCCGUACCUUUCUGGUCAGCUCACCUACGAGACUGUACUAGGUGUUCAGAGUACUGGUGUGGGGACCAGCACAAAGCACUUUAUCGGUAAUGAGCAAGAGGACAACAGGAACCCUGAAGGCGAUAUUGCUUCAGUUUCUUCCAACAUUGACGACAAGACGAUGCACGAGCUGUAUCUAUGGCCUUUCGUUGACGCUGUUCGGGCUGGAACAACCAAUAUCAUGUGCUCUUAUCAGAGACUGAACAACUCGUACGGAUGUCAGAACAGCAAAACUCUCAACGGGCUUCUGAAAACGGAGUUGGCGUUCCAGGGCUAUGUGAUGUCUGAUUGGGGAGCGAUCCAUGGUGGCGUAGCUGCUGCCGAGGCGGGUCUCGAUACUGCCUUCCCCGAUGAUGGGGGAUAUUGGGGCGAGAAUCUCGUACAGGCUGUUCAGAAUGGAUCAUUGCCACAGGCGCGAGUUGACGACAUGGUCACAAGGAUGAUGGCCGCGUAUUACUACCUCGACCAGCAAAAGCACUUUGAGAAGCCGGGAAUCGGUAUGCCAGGGGAUCUCACAGCUCCUCACGUUGCGAUCGAUGCCCGUGAUAAGCGAUUCAAGAAGACUCUGUACGAAGGAGCGGUCGAAGGUCACGUCUUGCUCAAAAAUGAAGGUCACGCUCUACCGCUGAAGAAGCCCAAAAUACUGUCCAUCUUCGGAUUCUCCGCUCGAGCCACGGACCAGAACUCUUUAUCGGACGGCUGGCUCGGGGGCUGGGCACCUUACGAAUCGCAAGGCCCUCAUCCUGGGCGAUCAGUAGCAAUCAAUGGGACAUUGAUCACCGCUGGUGGGUCCGGAGCGUCUUCCCUCGGUAUCAUGUCUUCUCCCAUGGACGCCAUCACUGCUCAGGCAUGGGAAGAUGAUACGGAUCUCUUCUGGGAUUUUACGACAGACUCUCCUCGACUCAGUGGCGCUUCCGACGCUUGCCUGGUCAUGAUCAACCAAUUCAGUACGGAAGGCUUUGACCGACCUGGACUCGCGAGUGACUAUGCUGAUCGACUCGUCAACAACGUCGCAGACAAGUGUAACAACACAAUCGUGGUGAUGCACAAUGUCGCUGUGGCGUUAGUGGAGGAAUGGAUCAAUCACCCGAAUGUCAGAGCCGUCGUAUUUGCUCAUCUGCCGGGACAAUACUCUGGUAAAGCCCUGGUCGACCUGUUAUACGGCCGAGAGAACUUUUCCGGUCGUUUACCGUUCACCGUCGCCAAGAAGGCGGAGGACUAUGGCGAAACUUUGAGACCCAGUCGCGGGGAAGGUGUAUAUGAACGAUUCCCUCAAUCAGAUUUCACGGAGGGCGUUCUGAUCGACUACAAGCGAUUCGACAGUCUCGACAUCGAACCAAGGUAUCAUUUCGGAUACGGAUUAUCCUACACCUCUUUCGAAUACUCUCACCUGAAGGUUGCAUUGGCCCAUCACCACGAGGGACAUCACGGACACCAUGCACAGCGAUCGCAAGUUGAUGAUGCUUCAGCAAUUCUUGCUUGGUCAGAAUAUCCUUCCGGUCCGGUACUUCCAGGAGGGCAUGAGACUCUCUUCGAAGUGCUUGUUGAGGCGAGCGCGCGAGUCAAGAAUGUAGGCCACAAGGAUGGCAAAGAAGUGGCUCAACUGUACUUGUCCAUACCUGGCUCGGGCCAAGAUGGAAAUCCAGUCAAACAACUUCGAGGUUUCCACAAGCAGCAUAUCUCUGCCGGUGACGAGGAGACAUUCAAGUUCCUCCUCACUCGUCGAGAUCUGAGCACUUGGGAUGUCGUGGCGCAAAAGUGGAAGUUGCAGAAGGGGACGUACAAAAUCAUGGUCGGGCGAAACAGUGGAGACCUUCCUCUCGAACACGAGUUUGACAUUUAG
Kockovaella imperatae is the source of this 2418-nucleotide messenger RNA. Its product is annotated as beta-glucosidase. Gene Ontology annotation, biological process: glucan catabolic process. NCBI's taxonomy places the organism in Eukaryota, Fungi, Basidiomycota, Tremellomycetes, Tremellales, Cuniculitremaceae. The transcript is spliced from 5 exons. Gene Ontology annotation, molecular function: beta-glucosidase activity. The coding region runs from base 1 to 2418 and encodes 805 amino acids. The record is from RefSeq and is a predicted model, not a curated record.